Messenger RNA from Trametes versicolor FP-101664 SS1, 2818 nucleotides. RefSeq lists its product as uncharacterized. The record is from RefSeq and is a predicted model, not a curated record. The transcript has 2 exons. Lineage: Eukaryota; Fungi; Basidiomycota; Agaricomycetes; Polyporales; Polyporaceae. The coding region runs from base 46 to 2502 and encodes 818 amino acids.
AUACCUUUCCUCCUCAUACUCCCACUACGACAGGCAUAUGUUGCCAUGCCUCGCGCGAACUUGACGAACAUUGCACGCACCAGAGCUCUUCAGGGCUCUGCUGCUCACUCCACCAGUGCCCAUACGACAUCUUCGGCGCGUGUACUCGACGACCAGCCCACGGUAUCGUCAAAAGCACAGAAGGCGUCCAAGUCGACCUCCCGCUCGCGUCUAAAGAAGGCGGAGCACGAUGAGCUUAGCGACAUCGCUACUGCGUUGACUGACGUCAAAACGUACAUGGGCGGUUUCACGCGUCCUCGCUCUUUCCGAUCCGCCAAUUGGCACGAGGGCGGCCCUUAUGCAGAGAACGGCAAGGUCUACGAGUCUCCUGACCCCCUCGCAUACAAACCGCGCACAAUCUACCUCCUCGAGGGGCGCCACCCUUCUAUGCUUGGACAUGGGCGCGUCGACUUCCACGAGAAAUCCCUCGGCAUGUGCGCAGAGGCCGCCCUGCCUGCCAUCAUCCAGCAAGCCAAUAGCCCAAAUGCUGCUGCUGAGUUCUUGGAGCCCAUGGAUACUGCUCGGUGGCCGUGGGAUGGGCCUCGCCGGCGAAAGCCGGUCCGCUGGUGGGAAGACGGCGAGAACCCCCAGGACCUUCGUCGCAAAGCCCUCAAUGAAGCUGCCGGGAGUGUCCAGGUCGAGCCUUCGCAUCGUUCCCCCGGCAAAGUUGUCCCCGCCGAACUCCUGGCGUCGCGUAGCCCCGGUGUGCAGGCUAUCCACGCACGCGGAUUCCACUCUUCUGCUAGUACGCGUCUCGCGGACGACGAUCCGGACUCUCUCAAGAGCCGUAAGAGCCUACCUGGUUCUGCCUGGAGUCGUCCCCCUCGCGAGUCUCAAGACGCGCAGGACCACGUCGUUCCCACAUACUACAUCGAGCGCAAGAAACAGCGCGACGACAUCUCGCAGCGCAAGGAAGAGGAGGGCGGCUUGAUGGCCGAACUCAAUGCCGGUAUCCUCAGCGAAGGCCUUGCAGCCAAGACCCGCGUGCGUGACGAGAAGAUCCCUGUCGAAGUCCGCCUGCCGGACGGCACCAUCGCCCACCCGAGCGGCUUUGAGCCGCCAACGCCGGAAACAGACUUUCACCCUGUAGCUGCGAAGGUCCCCUCUGAGGACGACCCUCUUGUUGCCACCCUCAAGCAGACCUGGGACGAGCGCGAGUUCCCGGUCGCUCCCGCCGACCCCAUCGUUCCUGACCCGGAAAAGGAGCAAGAGUGGCUGAAGCGCGUAGUCGCUGGUGGUACCUCCGUUCUCACGGGUGUGCGCGACGUCAACCCCGAGGCACGCGUAGCCAGCAGCGCAAAGCUCCCUUCGCUGAAGCCCACGUCGCCCGAGGACCGCAGCAAGAUUACUACCUCGGCCUGGGACUCCCCCUCCCAGUCGAAGGACAACGACCCUGACAGCGUCGUUCCUCCCUUCUACAUUGAGCGCAAGAAGCAGCGCAGCGAGAUCGCGGAGCGCAAGGAAGAGGAGGGUGGCCUCAUGGCAGAGCUCAACGCGGGUAUCCUCAGCGAGGACCUGGCCGCACAGACUCGCCACCGUGAGGAGAAGAUCCCCGUUGAGGUUAUCCUCGAAGACGGCACCAUUGCGCACGCGAGCGGGUUCGUGCCCCCGACGCCGGAGACCGAGUUCCACCCGGUUGCGUCAAAGCCCCCGGAUUCGCCCAAGCUCCCUUGGACCGAGAUUGACUCCGUCAAGGAGACCGCCCCCGGCGUCACCACCAAGGACGUCGGGUCUGCGAAGAAGCCCGGCGACGCACGCGGCUACCACACCAGCGCCGUCGCCCGCGCCAGCGUGCUGCCUCAUUCGUUCUCCCCCGCCGUGCAGCACGCACUCGCCAAGAAGGGCGUGACGCUCGUGCCCCAGGGCCCAGAGCCUGAAAUCGCCGCGCGCCGCGAGCAGUACCUGCCCACUCUGGCGCAGGAGCCGUUCUGGCGUCCGCUGCUGACCGUGACCGUCGCGACGCGGCCGCUCGCCGCCGCGAUGCAUCGCCUGUCGCAGAGCUUCGGGCGCGGGCUGCCGUUCUACUCUGCGAUCCCUGCGGACGAGCGCAAGGACUUUUCGUCGUUCAACACGCGCAUGCGCGUGACGCAGAUGAACCGCAUCCAGCAAGUCACCGAUGAGGUCGCGCGCCGGCUUGGGGGCGCGCACGGCGGUCUGCUCGGGAUCCGCGCCAAUGCGCACGAGCGCGGGCGCGGCGUCAACGGCGAGGGCCUCGCAGAUCCUCUACCGCGGGAGCUGCGGAUGAUGAAGAUCGGCGUGGGCGAGUGGUACCCGUUCGCGGAGGAGGUGAAGGAGCGCUUCCUGGAUGAUGCGCGGCGCGGCGGAUACAACGAGUACAUCGAGGUGUUCGGCGUCGACGAGUGGGGGAAGCGCACGGAUGGGAAGGCGUGGGCGGGCGCGCAGCCGAAGAAGGGCGAGGAGCUGAUGGAGGGCCGGUUCGCGGAUGAGCUCGACGUCGACUGAGCGUCGUCUGUUUCCGUGCCGCCACUCCAAGCUCACGAUCGACGAGGUGUAAGAGACCGUUCACUUUCUUGUUUAAUGUCCUUUGCUGCUAUGCCUCACCGCUGCCGCGGGCGGUAUAUCUCCCACUUUGCUUCUCACGUUCCACACACUACUGCUCCCCGCAUUCUAGUAUCCACCCGCUCACGCUCGCUGCUUUCCUUCCGAGUCCGCGCGUCUCCGCUUGACCCAGCCUUCGUCGCUCUGCAUAUGCUCACCUUCGCUCCCUUACACACUGUACGUAGUAGACCCCACAUUGUACAAGAUCAUCUAUCGAAUG